AUGGGAAUUAUCCUUGCCAAGAGGGAAGAGGAGCGAAUCUCUUUCAAUCAGACCCGCGCGCGUGCAUCAGCCUAUCUUGAGAAGUGUCGGCCUGACUACAUCGAGGAUGAUGUGCUGCUGGGGUUAGCUCCUGACGACAAGGACGAAAACCAGAAGGAUGAAGACGAGGAAUUGGAGAACCAGGAACCCGAGGUUGAAGAGGAGGAGGAGGAGGACGAGGACAAAGAAGAGGAGGAUGAGCGGAAGUUGAUGGCAGAGGCAAGCUCCAGGGCAAAGGAACGAGUACAAGCUGAGCUGAAGAAGUUCCGACAGGCAGCUAUCAAAGGCAACCGAUGGGCACUGAUGAAGAUGACUCGUUCGCCGCACUUGGCCAUCGAUUCGCCUGACCAGCACGGUCGGACAGCCUUGCAUUUAGCAGCAGAGCAUGGCCAGCAUCGAGCUGUGGAGAUAUUGCUGGGGGCACGAGCCCGUCAUGACAUCAAGACAAAGAUGGGUUGGACUCCGCUGCACACGUCCGCUUUCCAUGGCCAGAUUGCCUGCAUCAACCUCUUGCUGCAGUCCACGGCCGAUGUCAACUGCAAGGAGAAGCACGGCUGCACCCCGCUCAUGUUCGCGGCGUCUUCGCCCAAGUUAUAUUUGGUGGACCUUGUGUCCAAACAGGAUCGUGCGCGACGACUCAAAGCACGCACGGAUGCUGAGAAGAAAAGGCGGGAGCAAGAGGAGGACCGCUUGGACUCAGACUUGGCAAGUUUAACCAGAGAAAAGGGGGCAGGGAGCAUUUCCACAACGGCACCCAAUGUCGUGUGGAAAUUCUACCAGAAUCGCAUCGAGCUUCUGGUCUUGAACGCAUUGUUGUCGUCGCCGAAAGUCAAGGUAGAUGCCUAUGACAACAAGCGACGGACCGCUUUGCUUUAUGCUGCCCGUUUCGGGCGAACGUUCGCGGUCAGCCGCCUUUUGGAUGCCAAAGCGAGCCUGGGAUUCGCCGACAGAGAAGGCCAAGUGCCUCUCUUUGCCGCGGCGUGCAACGAGCACUUGGAUACCGUAGACCUGCUGCUCCGUGCCGGAUCGAACAUCAAUGCCACGGACCAGUAUUUUCGCACCCCUCUGCAUGGCGCACUGGAAGAGGGAGACGAAAGCAUGGCGAACCUACUGCUGAAAGCCGGUGCAAGUGUCAACGCCUAUGACUGCGAGGGUCGAACUCCAAUCAUGUUGGCCAUGGACAGAGGGAACAGACGCCUCUUCUCCAAGAUUGUCGAGAAGAAAUCGAACUUGGAUGUGCUUGACAAGAGAGGAUGGAAUGUGGUGAUUUACGCCAUCGAGACGCAGAUGUUGACAGACGUGUAUCCUUUACUCAUGAAGCUGAACAAGAAUGCCGCAAUCAUCCUUCGAGCCAGAGAUCCGCAGGGGCUCAACGCUGUGCAUCACGCAGCCCAGCUACCCAGUGCCGAGCUGUCCACGAAGUGCGUCCAGCAGUUGGCCAACCUGGAUUUUGAGGCUGCUAGCUUCGGCGACUGCAAUGGAGACACAGCAAUUCAUUCAGCAGCCGAGCGCGGGCGGCUCGAGGUCCUGCGCAUUUUCAUUGACCGCCUUCCAUCCCUAGACUUCCUCAACAAUCGGGGAGAGACACCUCUCCACUACGCUGCGCGUGGCGGCCACAUGGCGUGUGUGGUGGCUUUGGUCCACGGGGCCGCCGGCCGCCAGGGUCCGUGCGAUGCGGGAGCCAUUGACUCUCAAGGAUGGAACUUGCUAAUGCACGCCUGUGUUUCUGGGCACCUGGACUUGGUGAACUUGCUCCUGCAAAACAGGGAGGGCCAACACCCAGACCUGGCCUUCCCGCCGCUGGACGUCAACCACGAAGAUCGUGCAGGGGUAACUGCUCUCUGCGUGGCUGCACGGGAAGGACACUGGCAGCUGUUGCCUUCUCUGGUCCUAGCCGGGUCGAACACAGCGGGGAAGGACCGCGAUGGCUUCACGGCAGUGCACUGGGCUGCCAUGGAGGACGAAGCUCUUACGAUGAAGUGUUUGCUCGACCUUGGCUUCGAUGCAAACGCAAAGGACUUCAAGGGCUGGACACCUUUGAUGCAUGCCUGUGCACGUGGAGCAGACGAAGUUGUUCGCGUGCUGGUGGACUUCUCGGCCGAGAUUGAUGCCCGCAAUUGGGAUGGCGACACUGCUUUGCAAAUCACCCAAAGACGUCGAGAUCCCCCCGAUGUGGUCGCAGUGACGAAGGAUAUCUUGCUCGAUGGCAUCAUGGGAAGCGAUGAGCCAGCCCAAGGAGGCUCUGUCCAGGCUAAUGGCCACAUGAUGGUUUCUGUCCUCGAGGCUACUGACCUCUACCUUGAGGGCAAGACCGGAUUCGUGAAUGCCUACGUGAACCUUCAGCUACGUACACAAACGGGUGCCAGGCCUCAGGCCGCGUUUACAUCGUGCGUCUUGCAGAACUCAUCGCCGGAGUGGCAUGAGGUUUUUCGCUUCGACACUGUCCGGGUCGAUCCCAGCGCAGUGCUUGUGGCCUGGGUGGUCGCAGCCCCAGGGGAGAACACCAAAGAGGUCAUGGAUGGAGCUGCGCUCGGCUUGGACGAGGUGGAGCUGCAAAAUCUGUCGCAUAUGGAAGCCGUGACAGGGAAGACGCUGCACCAGGAACAGCCGCAGUUCACUUCGGCGCUUCAGGAGUCCUUCCAGCGCCUCAUGAAGAGAGCUGACAGGGAGGAGGAUGCAGAGGUCUUGCGACUCCGCAAACUUGCGAUGGCUCAGCUCACUGGAACCGAGCCAACCGAGGACCUGAAGUUCUCGCAAACGCAGGUCAAGGGGGAGGAUGGCCUCGCUCUGACUGAGAGACGCUGGAACGAGGUUUCCAACUUGCGCGAGGUCUUGGUACGGAGUGGAUGUGACGUGCCUGAGCCCCUGGUGCCACGGACGCACCUGCCGCUUGGUUGUGUCGUUGUUCGCUACCGCCACCUGAGAGCUGCAGUGUGGGGCAGCGAGCCCGUCACGGUGGUGCGAACACUUCGCUUGAGCUGCCGUGGCAGCCUGCGUGUUCAGAUCGACUUCCGUCCCAAGUUUUUCGAGUGCAAAGAGGAGGAACGCGCGAAGUUACUGUCACCAGAAGAAGAGGACGAGUUGUACCGCGUGACUCCUGGAACCGAAGAGGAUGAAAGAAGGGAGGCAGAGCUCUGGCAGGAGACCCAGCAGAAGAAGAAGCAGGAUGCUGAGCGCCUUAGCAUUGACAUCCUCGGCAAAAUGAAGGCCAAGAAAGCAGUGAUGAGUACAGAGGAAGCUCUGGAGCGUGCGAAGAGGAUCAAGCACUUGAGGGAUCCAGAGGUCUUGUUGAGAAGAUUCCAGCAAGUGUCACACUGGGCAAGCCAGGUGUUGAAGAUCCGCGAGGAGUUCCGUAAUGCAGAAGUUGAGAGGGCUCGACUUGCUGCAAAGCAAGCAGAGCUUCUAGCAAGUGAAGCCAAGAAGGGGGAAACCGACCAAAAGCAGAAAGCCAGAGCUGCCGGAUGGUCCGGGAAGCUCAAGUCUUACGUGCAAACCAGGUACAAGGCCUGGAGCGAGGAGCGUGCGUUCAAGCAGGCGGCCCUGGACAAGCCCAUCGGCUCUGUCGAUAUGCAAGAGCUUAUGAAGGCGAAGGCAGUCCCGGGAGUGCCUCUGCCCAAGAAGGUUCCAGCACCAGCUAUUCCCCGGCUCAAGGCAGAGCGCUGGGUGGAAGAGUUCUUGGAAGGCUCUCGCAUGAUCUGA
This is a messenger RNA of Symbiodinium necroappetens, 3738 nucleotides long. The record is from the annotation of a GenBank genome assembly. NCBI's taxonomy places the organism in Eukaryota, Dinophyceae, Suessiales, Symbiodiniaceae.